CUUUUCUUCAUGUUUUUUUUUUUUGAUAGAAUCGCUUAAGAUACUAUAGUGAAUGUAAUAUUUUAAAAAAGUAUUUGUUUCUGAUAUGGCAAUAAUAUGUACAUAUAAUCCUUUUGAUUAUUAAUGAGAAGAAAAGUUUGUAAACAUUGUGAGUGGAGAUGAUUUAAAGCAAGUGAUGGGAAGUAAUAGUUAUAGCACGGUCGUUCGGCUUUUAACAAACUUUCUGUAUUCGCAUAUAAAUGUAUUGAGCAUAUAUAAAUGUAGCUUGUUUAAAAACUCUGAUUUCAAGUAAUAACAUUCGGCUUAUUAUUUAUUACAUUCAUAUCAUACGAAUAAGAAAUAUUUCCUUGGUAAGGAAAAUUCAGAAAAUGGAUUUUCAUUCUGUGAUGGAAACUUUUGCAGAAGCAUGGGUUGCUGCUAAUACUCACACGCCGCUGACUGAAGCCGCGGAACAGGGUCUGAUCAAUGGUCCAAACAACCAUGGUACACCUGGUCAUGGUCCUAGUAAUCAUGGACAACCUGUUAGUACAGUUUUGCAAGAUGUUUCAAAUGAACGGCGGGAAUCAGAAGCUGGCACUGACAGUGAAAGUAAAGCAACAGAUCGCUUGAGUCCCAAAAAUAACUCUGAUGUUACAGAUGCAUCAAAGAAUUGUUCUUCAACAGCAGACUCUCCAAAGAUCUGUACUAUAGUAGAAGUAAAGUCUGAAUGUAAGCCUCUGUCUAAUUCACUUUCUGGACGACAGAGUCCAGUUGAUACAGCAAGCAACUGUUCUCCAAUAGCAGAAUUAAAAGCUCCAUAUAAAACCUUAUCUAACCCACAUGGAAAAUCAUUACCAGUGCAUUGCAUUAUUGAACAGAUCCCAGGUCCUCAAGCAUGUGGUCAGUAUGUUGAACUUGACAGUUAUGCUAUUGUUCCUAAUGAUACUUUAUUUAGUGAUCUGGUGAGAACAGCACUAGGAAAACUUGGUUAUUCUGGUGCACAAAUAGUAGGUGCUAAAGGUUCUAUUCAAAUCAAAAAAUGGAAGUCUCUAGCUUUCGAUCAAAUAACAGAAAAUCCUGAAGCCACUGUUGCUGAUAUACUUGGAGAGCUAACUACAGUAGCUUCACUUCAUAUUCGUCUCUACAGUGUACCCGAUAAUCCUCAAGAAUGGAUAGAUAUUACAGUCAGAAAUGCAGUUCUUGAACUUUUAAGAGAAAUGUCCCAGAGCAAAUUGGCCAAACUCUGUCCGCUAUCUCAGCCUAUGCUUUCAAAUAUUAUAAACAACAGAUAUAUGGGGAAAAUUGGAAAAGAAAAGUGUCAAGAAUUUGGAUUGUGGUAUUUAACUUAUCGAAAGCAACAUCCUGAAGGUUCAGCUCCUGAAGUAGUUCCUAAUGACCGUCCUGUAGAUGGUCGUUUAACAUUUCAUCCAACAAAAGAACUUCCAGUUAUGAGAGAUUGGUUUCAUAGUUGUCGAAAUCCAUCACGAAGAAUGUUGCAGAUGUAUGUUGAUAUUCUCAACCAAGGACCUGUAAGACAGCAAGAAAGGCCCAAAAUAGCUUUAACUACUUUAAAGAAUUGGUGGAAAAACGAAAAGCAACGAGAGAGAAAAAACCAAAGAUGUGACAAUCAAUCUCCUGAACCAGUUAAAGCCAAACGAAAAAGAAAAACAUCAGAAAUAAUUUGCCCAAAAGAAGGAGCUAAUGAUAAUAGCAUUCAGAACUUUAGUGGCUCUAAUUCACAAGAUAAUAUGAAACCUAAUAAUUUCACUUUAAUAAACCAUAGUGAAAAUGAAAGUGAUUUGGAUAGGUUUAAUCGAAAAGACAGUGAAAUGAGUGAAAACAGUAGUUUAGUUGGUGAUUCUUGCCCACACUUUCCAAAAACAAGUCCAGUAGAAGUUAUAAAGUCAAAUUCUAAGUUUUCUGUACUUGGCCAUGCACAAUCUGAAAAUGAUAUUGAAAGAUUUGUGAAAAAAGAUAUAGACAGUAAUGAAAGUAAUAAACUAAAUAGCAAUAUUUUGCAUGCUCCAAAGAUUCCACUUCAUGAAGAUUCAAGCCUAUUUCACAGAUUGCAUACUGUGUGCUUGGAUCAUACUCAUGGUUUGUUUGGAUUUUCUGAUCCUCAUUUGAGUGUUCAGAAUAGUUCCAAACUUUAUUGUGAUAACCCACCGGUGUUAAGGACUAGUAUUAUUGAUCUCUCUGAGAACUGAGUCUUUAGAUCAUUUCAAGGGGGGCUGAGACUGUCACUUGAAGCAAUCAGCCAUCAUGGUUCUUCUUUCUUUCUAUAGGGCCAACAACUCGCUACCAAAGAAAUUUCAUCAGAUGAUACUUGAGUAUGAUAAUAAACUGUUUUGAUUCAAUAAUAUCUGAAUUGCAGAAGUUUGAAAGGAAAUGUGCUUUGCACAAAUUUCCUUUAACAUUAUUUUCAUUUCAGAAACAAAUUGAUCAAGUUGGAUAAAUAUUUUUGUACAUUUGAAGAUAAUUUGAGAUAUCAGUGUAUUAUAUUAAUUCCAGUAAAUUUGAAACUAGACUGUAAGUAUGUAUUAUUAUUAAUGAAAUAAAAGGUUAAUUAAAAAUGAAUAAGCUGAUAAAAAUUAUCAGUGUGUGUGACAUUUACUUGAAAUAGUAUUUAUGGCUUUUCACAUGUGUUUGGAAAUAAAAUUAUUAUCAUCAUUUGAAGAAAAUGAAAAGCUGUCUGCGGAGAGACUGUAUGAGUUUAUUUUUAUAUUUCAGUUUCUGUAAAAUGUGAGUGUAUUUUUAAUUGCUAUUAUUUUUCCGAGUAGUGUUUUUAUAAUAUGACAAACUACAACGGAGGAAACAUGACAUUCUAUCUGUAUGUUGUCACUAAGAUUCUGCAUAUAAAUUGAAACUGAAAUGAUCGAAAAUAUUAACUCUCUGUUUAGCAGAAUUUUUUAACGUAAUAGAAGGUAUUACCUUUAUAUAAAGAGGACCAAAUGAUCUUUUCAUGUUUUAAAUAUGCAUGUUUAUUCACCUUUAGUACAGGUUUUUUUUUUUUUUUUUGCAUUAAUUCUGAGGUACCUUUCAAGAAAAUUUUAAUUGCUGCUUUAAUAAUUUUUAAGUCAAUUAAGUAAUUUUAAUAUAUUUUUUUCAUUCAUUAGACAAUUAAUAUUAAUGUUAUAAAAGCUAUUUUCCUCAAAACUUCUGAUACAGCUUUUUAUCCUCUAACUGUUUAAUCUUAUAAUAUGCUAAUCUUUUACGAUAUUCUCCUAAAGAUAUUGCCUUUAAUUGUUUCUUUAGUUCUACUCCCAUUAAUUCUAGAGCAUUAUAUGAUUGUUUGGGAAAUUUUGUGCAAGUUCAUCGUAAAUUUCUGCUCAGCUUGGGAAUAGAUAAAUGUUUAAACUUCCUGGUUUAAUUCUUUUUGUAGGUUUGGAACUCCUUAAAUUCUUCCCUUGAUUAUUGAAUUUUCUUAGAAGGUAAUUGUUGCUUUUCUUUUUCAAGUUGCCUUUUUGUUGGUUUGCAUUCUUCAUUUAUUUUUUAUCCUUUCAUGUAGUCUAUAGUGACUAUGCAAUGCAAUCCUCUGUCCAGUCUGCCUUUCUCACUGUUUUAUUUCUUUAAUAUCAUUAGCAAUUCCCCCUCUUUAUUACAGGUCUUCUGACUAUCAAUUUCAGUAACUAUUCUUUUAUUCUUCUGUGAAAAUUCUUUUUGUAGAAGAAUAUGUGAAUUUUAUAUCCAUCUUUUUAUCCGUCUGAUUUAAAAAUAUCUAUAUGCAUUUUUGAUUUAAGAGUUGUGAAAAGAUAAGUUUUGGGCACUAGUCAAAAUUGAGUUCAUGUGUGGUAAAUCUGGGCUUUCUCCAGAUGUGUUGUAUUUUGACAUAUCAUAUAGGAGCGAUAAUUAUUAAAGGCACAUUUAGUUUGAUAACAACUCGCUACCUAAUAAAUUCAAGUCUAGUUAGAGCUGGUUUACUUGCUUUAUAAACAGAAGCUGCGAAAACUUGUUAUGAGUUCCGUAGUACACUUAUAACGUACUCUCUCUAGAGCAGAGGUCCUGAGACUUAGUCAAAAAGCAGAAUUUAUGUACAUUUGUAAUUGCUUAAUUUUUUAACUUCAUUAAAUCCAUGGGGAAUGAAAAGAAAAUACCUACAUUACGUAGUUAAACGUUUUGAAAAGGUAUAUGUGGAUACUCCGUCUUUAUUAUGUAAAUAUUAGUGUUUCAACUUGAAUAUAUUAUACAUGGAUAUAGCUUAUAACUGCAUGACUUUGUUUAGGAUAAUUACUUUUGUUAUUGUUAAGAUUUGUAACAUGAGUAGCAGCUGUAGUAGAUCAGAUAUAUCUAUCGAUAUGUGCCAUAAAUAAUGUUCUUCCCCACCCCCAUUAAAAUUCAUAAAGAUACUUUUUUCCCCCAGGGAGGUGGUAAUUAAUUUGCUUUUGGAUGAGAGUAAAGGAUUUAUUUCGGGUUUAAUCCAGGAUAAGUGAAUUGAUUUUUAAUUUCAUACUUAAAAAAUAUGCCUUUUUUUUUUUCCUGUUUAUGUUUAAUGUCAUUGUGCUAUUGAAAAUAGUACAUACAUAUAUGAUAAUAGUUUUUGUAAAUUAAGACACAAUAACACGCUGAAUAAAUACUAAUUCAGAAGUCAAACAACAAAAAUCAGCAUAAAUAUAACGCUGAUUUUUGUUGUUUGACUUUUGAAUUAGUUUUGGUAAAUUCAAAACCUUUAUGUAGAAAAUUUCAUGAUUCAUAUUAUACACAUUUGUUCAAAUAAUGAUAAUUGGAUAAGGGUUUAAAGUUCUUCAACCUAAAUACAGAAAAAACGAAGCCAUUUUAAGUAUUUAAAAAUAGUACUGAUUAUGUUUGUUUUUUGGGGGGCGGGGGGUAAGAUGUGAAAAUUAAUUUGAUUAUUUGUUUUUUAGUAAAAUAAUGGAUUUAGAAUUUUAGUUUGAAAAAAUAUACUAAAGGCUGCUUUAGAGUAUAACCAACAUUGUUUCUAGCCCUGAAGCAUUAAGGAAAUCACAAACAUUGAUUUGAAGAAAAUUAUUAUCUUUUCUUAGUUUUAAGAAACGGAGUUUUAAUCAUGGAAAAGCAGUGGCCAUAAGAUGGAUUAAUAAAAGAAUAUGUAGAAUUUAAAUUCUGAAAAUGAAGGCUGAAUAUUUUUUCAUGUAACAAAGCUGAAACUCUAAAUACAUUUUUUUAAUGUAAGAUAAAUGCUGCUUUAUUGUUUUUAUUAUUAUUAUGAAGUAUACUGAAUUAUUCAUAGAAAAGAAGAAACUUUUCUCUGAACUUUUCCAAAUACUAAUGAAAAUUACAUUCCAUUAAUAUCUCUAAUAUAUUCUAAUAAUGUUCAGAAUAUUAUUCUAAAUAAUACUGAAAAAAAUUGAAUUGAGAUUUAAUUCGUAUUUUCAUUCUGAAUACAUUUAAUAAUCUAUAUGCUUAAAAUUUGUAACCUGUGCAUAGAUUAAAGGUACACUGUUGAAAUGUAUGCAAAUAAAUUUGCAUAUACAUUGGUUAUCAUUAAUUAAGGAAAAAUAUAAGAAAUGCCAAUUACUAAAAGUUACAUGUAACAUUUAAUGAAACUGAUGCACAGUAAACAACACAUAGUAAGGUAUAAGAUAGCAUGAAAAGGAAUUAUCACACAAAUUAUAGUAUUAUACAAAGUAUAUGUAUAAAAUGAAUUAACCGGAUGUGUGAAUUUGAUGUAGGAAAAUUACCUUCAGUAUGAUCUCUUCUAGAAGCACUACAGCACAUACUGCGAUGUGUGAUGCUGUCAAUUAUGCAGUCUGUCAGUUUUGUAGGAAGUGGGGGACACUGCUCUUGCAUAGCAGUUGCAAGCAUGACAAGGUCCAAAGAGGAGGAUUGAGAGUAGCUAUAUAUUUUCCUAAAGCAUCCGAAACAUGCUCGAUAGGAUUCAGGUCCGGCGAUCGAGCUGGCCUCUCCAUGCAUUGAAUUGUUUGCUGCUGAAAAUAAUCAGCCACGAUGUGAACCUUAUGAGGUCUAGCAGGAAAUCAUCACCUAUUGCCCCGGCGUAGGGGUGCACAUAAGCAUCAAGGAUGUCAUCUCUACCGGCCUGAGCAUUCAUGGUUCCACGUGAAAAGAUAUAGAAGUCUGCGCAUCCACCCAAAGAGAUACCACCCAUAGCACAGACACUGCCUCCUCCAUAUGCAUCUCUUUCACGGAUGUUUGAUGGAUUGUAGUGGGUUCCAGGUUCUCUCUAAAUCAAAUAAUGCCUGCUGUCACUUUGGAGGCUAAACCUGGAAUCAUCUGUAAAGAGAACAGCCCUCCAUUGAUCAGCCGUCCAGAUGAGGUGUUGAUGUGCCCACCUCAAGCGUUCUCUUCUCUGACGUGACUUAAACAGCAUGCAAAUGAUUUGCUGCUUCACGUACAGACCACCUUCGUUAAGCCUUUUACAGAUGGGUGACGUUCACAUCAACCUUCCGGUGGCUGCAGCAAGGGAGGAUCUGGGUUGACUCUGAGUUGGGGUUCUGUUCUUUCAUUCACAGAAUAGGGUUCGUAGGGCUGGUCAUCUUUGGUUGAAGCUCGUGGAUGCCAAAUCUGUAGCUAGAAAUUGUUGCCAAAGUCUAUGAACCACAGAAAGACUCACAUUAACCGUCUGGCUACAUCUAUCUGACUUUGUCCUGCCUCUAAAUCUCUCAAUAGCUCUCCAUUGCAGUUCUUUGGGCAAUAUGCCUGGAGGUCAUUGUUACGAAUUGGCUAUCCCGGAUUCUUAUCUCAGUAUCACAGAGGAAUAUGCAGGCUUGAUUUCUAACAUGCAAUUUUAUGCUCCUUGCAGAUGACGUAUUCCGAUAGCAGUCCCAGUAAUUUGCAUACUGCAGUUUUACUCAGCAACUCUUAUUUGACAACAUAUUUAAAUUUUUUACAGAUUGGUUUUGUCGCUCAAAAGUAAGCCAAUCCGUAUAAUUUUUUAUUGAUAUUAUUUAUUUAUUUUUCCUUAAUUUUUGGAAUCCAUUGUAUUUUAAUGAAAGACAAACCAGAAAGUCAAAGGUAAUUUUAUUUAUUAGUGGACGUUUGUUGUAAAAUUUUAUAUAUAAAUUAUUGUAUUCUAUUAGAGUUGUUUAAGUUUUUGCUCUACUUUAAUGUUACAUUUUCUAUAAUUAAUAAUAUUGUUAUCUCUUCUGAAAUUUUCUACUUUCUGUGAAAAAAAAAAAGGAUGCCAUGUAAUAUGUAUCAUUUAAAAAAAAAUUGAAGUGGUUAAAAAAA
Stegodyphus dumicola is the source of this 7143-nucleotide messenger RNA. RefSeq lists its product as uncharacterized. Gene Ontology annotation, molecular function: RNA polymerase II cis-regulatory region sequence-specific DNA binding; DNA-binding transcription factor activity, RNA polymerase II-specific. The record is from RefSeq and is a predicted model, not a curated record. Gene Ontology annotation, biological process: chromatin remodeling; regulation of transcription by RNA polymerase II. NCBI's taxonomy places the organism in Eukaryota, Metazoa, Arthropoda, Arachnida, Araneae, Eresidae.